This is a messenger RNA of Pistacia vera, 723 nucleotides long. RefSeq names its product protein FAR1-RELATED SEQUENCE 2-like. The record is from RefSeq and is a predicted model, not a curated record. Lineage: Eukaryota; Viridiplantae; Streptophyta; Magnoliopsida; Sapindales; Anacardiaceae. The transcript has a single exon. Bases 1 to 723 code for a protein of 240 amino acids.
AUGACUUAUGCUAUUGAGAAACAAUUUCAAGAUGCGUAUACCACUGCGAAAUUCAAAGAGUUUCAACGAGAGCUAGCGGCUAAGAUCUAUUAUGAUUUAUCUUCUUUCAAAGAGACUGAUUCCUGUAUGGAAUUUAUAAUAGAAGAAGAUGUUGUGGUUGGAGAGACUCAUCGUCGUGUUCCUUUUAUGGUUUGCUUUGAUGAAGCAACUUGUGACAUUCGAUGCAAUUGUCGGUUGUUUGAGUUUAGAGGAAUUUUAUGUCGGUAUGCAAUUAUGGUGUUGAUUCAUAAUGUACCAGAAAAGUACAUUUUAAGGUGGUGGAGUAAAAAUAUAAACAGAUGUCAUACCAAGGUUAGGAUAAGUUACAAUAGUUGGAACACCACCCUUGAAGGACAACGAUUUGAUCAGAUGUGUAAUUUAUUCUCUACGGUAGCAGAUUUGGCAUCAAGCAAUGAGGAUGAUUGUAAUAUGGUGAUAGAAAUUAUCAACGAUAUGAAAAACAGAUUGAUGUCGAAUGAAAGUGUUGGUGGAAUUGGUAAAAGACUAAAUGUGUCAACUAGUAGCAGAACGAAUUGUGAAGGUGUUGAUGAUACUACUAAAGAGGGGAGCAGUAACAUUCUUACUCCACGUGCUGUGCGAAGCAAAGGUCGCCCUCCAUUCAAAAGAAAGCAAUCAAAGCUUGAACAAAUUGUUCGUAAAGAGAAGAAAUUGCGAAAGCAAUAA